Molecule: messenger RNA, 1039 nt
Organism: Erpetoichthys calabaricus (reedfish)
Lineage: Eukaryota; Metazoa; Chordata; Cladistia; Polypteriformes; Polypteridae
Product: trace amine-associated receptor 1-like
Exons: 1
Coding region: 29-1021 (330 amino acids)
Biological process (GO): G protein-coupled receptor signaling pathway
Cellular component (GO): membrane
Molecular function (GO): trace-amine receptor activity
Source: RefSeq, a predicted model, not a curated record
UAAACGUGGCACUGCUAAGGGAAAUAAAAUGGAAUUUAAGAAACUACAACUUGGUUACUGCUAUGCUAAUAAUAAUGCAUCUUGUUACAAAUUAAUUUAUAAAACAGAUGUCUAUGUAUGUCUUUAUAUUUUCUGUGUUGUUUUGAUCUCAGUCACUAUCUGUGGAAAUCUUUUGGUUGUCAUUUCUAUCUCUCAUUUCUUGCAGCUCCACACGCCAACUAAUUUUCUGAUCCUUUCACUUGCAGCAGCUGAUUUCUUGGUGGGUUUGUUUGUGUUGCCCAUUUCUGUGAUUUUACAGAUUGAAACCUGCUGGUAUUUUGGUGUGAUUUACUGUUACGUCUAUCAGUCACUUGCUAAUUUCUUUGAUGUGGCCAUUGUUACUCAUUUGAUGUUAAUAUCCGUUGAUCGUUACAUUGCUGUUUGUAAUCCAUUCUUUUACAGCUCAAAAAUAACUCUGAAUAUCACAAAGGACAGUAUUGUAGUGAUGUGGUUGUAUUCAUUUAUAUUUACAUUCACUCUUGUAUAUUUUAGUAAUAUCGAAACAGGGAAAUGUGAACAAUACUGUGUGUUUUAUGGAUAUGAAUAUGAAGCUGUUGUUUUUUUAAUAUUUCUUUUUAUAAUCCCAUAUUCAGUAAUGAUAUGCUCAUAUACAAGAAUAUUUAUAGUUGCCAAAAGGCAUUCUAAAGCGAUUAAAUGUUUGAUUGAAAAGACGCAGUCAGUGGAGAGCAGCAAUUCAAACACACCUAAAGCGUCAGAAACAAAAGCAGCAAAGACCCUCGGACUGGUGGUUGGCAUCUUCAUGAUCUGCUGGUUACCGCUCACUUUGUUUGAUUUAUGUGUCUAUGAUAUUUCAGCUAUCUUGGAUGAAAUAAGGAACUUCUUAGUUCUGGUCAGUGAGGUGACCUUUGGAAUUAAUCCAAUUAUUUAUGCUUUUUUUUAUCCCUGGUUCAGGAAAGCCCUUAAAAUAAUAUUGAGUUUUAAAAUAUUUAGCCCUGCUUCUUCAGUGAUUAAUUUAUUGUAAGUUUUAGAACUUGAUGAC